AUGUCAAACGUAGACGCUCAGGCUCUUGCCGACAAGGCACAGCUGAAGAUCCAGAAGCGCAAGCGUUUCGAGUCUGUCUUUCCGCUCUUGGUCGAGGAGCUCACCGCUUACCUUACAUCGGAAAAGAUGCCUGCCGAGGCCAUCGACUGGUUCCGACGCAACCUCGACUACAACACGCCUGGAGGCAAGCUGAAUCGUGGUCUCUCUGUGGUUGACACUGUCGAGAUCCUCCUCUGCACAGAUUCUGAUACUGGCAAGAUUUCGCGUGAGCUCACCGAGCCCGAAUAUCUCAAGGCUGCCAUUCUCGGCUGGUGCAUCGAGCUUCUGCAAGCCUACUUCCUCGUUGCAGAUGAUAUGAUGGAUGCAAGCGUCACUCGCAGAGGUCAACCGUGCUGGUAUCGUGUCGAAGGUGUCGGCAACAUCGCCAUCAACGACGCCUUUAUGCUCGAAGCGGCCAUCUACUUUUUGCUGAAAAAGCACUUCCGUUCGGAUCCCUACUAUGGCAUGCUCCUCGAGCUCUUCCACGAUGUCACCUUCCAGACUGAGCUCGGCCAACUCAUCGACCUCAUCACUGCGCCUGAGGACUCGGUCGACCUCUCCAAAUUCUCCCUCCAGAAGCACCAUCUUAUUGUCGUCUACAAAACCGCCUUCUACUCUUUCUACCUCCCCGUUGCCCUCGCGAUGCGUAUGGCUGGCGUCACCGACGAGACUCUGUACAAACAGGCUCUUGAUAUCCUGCUCCCCAUGGGCGAAUAUUUCCAGGUCCAAGAUGACUUCCUCGACUGCUACGGAACGCCUGAACAAAUUGGCAAGAUCGGCACCGACAUCUUUGACAACAAAUGCUCCUGGAACAUCAACAUCGCGCUUCAAAACGCCACACCCGAACAGCGUCAAAUUCUCGACCAGAACUACGGCAAGAAGGACGCAGAGUGCGAGAAGCGAGUUAAGGAGGUCUUCAAUCAGCCCAACAUUGACCUGCCUGCCCGCUUCCAAAAGUACGAGGCCGAGUCGUACGAGCAGAUCAACACGCUCAUCAACAACCUUUCCUGA
Molecule: messenger RNA, 1050 nt
Organism: Mycosarcoma maydis (corn smut)
Lineage: Eukaryota; Fungi; Basidiomycota; Ustilaginomycetes; Ustilaginales
Product: putative bifunctional (2E,6E)-farnesyl diphosphate synthase/dimethylallyltranstransferase
Exons: 1
Coding region: 1-1050 (349 amino acids)
Biological process (GO): trans, trans-farnesyl diphosphate biosynthetic process
Cellular component (GO): cytoplasm
Molecular function (GO): (2E,6E)-farnesyl diphosphate synthase activity; dimethylallyltranstransferase activity
Source: RefSeq, a predicted model, not a curated record